Molecule: messenger RNA, 8603 nt
Organism: Pangasianodon hypophthalmus (striped catfish)
Lineage: Eukaryota; Metazoa; Chordata; Actinopteri; Siluriformes; Pangasiidae
Gene: notch1a
Product: notch receptor 1a
Exons: 34
Coding region: 223-7482 (2419 amino acids)
Biological process (GO): cell differentiation; Notch signaling pathway; regulation of DNA-templated transcription
Cellular component (GO): membrane
Molecular function (GO): Notch binding; signaling receptor activity; calcium ion binding
Source: RefSeq, a predicted model, not a curated record
UAGAACUUUGGAGUCCCACGCGACAGCUUGCCCGCGCGCUCUACUACAACACACGCGCACAAUCUGAGCGGAGUUUCUCACGGGCUACACUGACGACCAACACGCCUUCUGGAGAACAUUUAUUUAUUUAAACAUAUUUAUUGCUUAUUAUUUUUGGAACUGGAGAGAUAAUCUAUGGAUCUAUGAAAGCUCUGAGUGGAUUUGAACUACAUUUGUGACGGGAUGAACCGUUUCUUUUUGAUAGCCUUAUUUCUCGGGACGGCUGUGCUGUGUGAGGGGAAAGGUCUCAGGUGUUUGGAGCCAUGUCAGAACGGAGGAACGUGUGAGCUCACAGCCAAUGGAAAACCAGGCUGCAGCUGUCCUGUGGACUAUGCGGGUGCCCAGUGCCAGUUCCCAAACCCAUGCAGUCCAUCACCAUGCCGGAAUGGCGGUGUGUGUCGCCCACGCACACAGGGCAAUGACGUGGAGUUUACAUGCGACUGCACGCUGGGUUUCAGUGGGCCGCUGUGCCUGACACCUGUCAAUCACGCCUGCAUGAGCUCACCGUGCCGCAAUGGAGGAUCCUGUUCACUCCUUACACUCAGCACCUACAGCUGCCGCUGCCCUCCUGGCUGGACAGGUAAGACAUGCCAACAGGCGGACCCCUGUGCAUCAAACCCCUGUGCCAACGGUGGCCGGUGCUCAGCAUUCGACUCUCACUUCAUCUGCACGUGCCCACCCAGCUUCCACGGGCCCACAUGCCGUCUGGAUGUAAACGAGUGCGCCACGACUCCCUCACCCUGCCAGAACAACGGAGUGUGUAUAAACGAGGUGGGCUCAUACCGCUGCCGCUGCCCACCUGAGUACGCUGGCACACACUGUGAGCGCCCCUUCCAGCCCUGCCAGCCUUCUCCAUGUGCUAAUGGGGGCACAUGCACACAGACCAGUGACACUGGCUACGCCUGUACCUGCCUGCCAGGCUUCACCGGGCAGGAUUGUGAGCAUAACAUUGAUGACUGUGUUCAGCAUGCGUGUGAGAAUGGAGGCAGGUGUAUAGAUGGUGUGAACACAUACAACUGCCACUGUGACAAACACUGGACAGGUCAGUACUGCACAGAAGAUGUGGACGAGUGUGAGCUGUCCCCAAAUGCCUGCCAAAAUGGUGGCACAUGUCACAAUACAGUGGGCGGUUUCCACUGCGUGUGUGUGAACGGCUGGACAGGCGAUGACUGCAGCGAGAACAUUGAUGACUGCGCCAGUGCAGCCUGCUAUCACGGAGCCACAUGCCACGACCGUGUCGCAUCAUUCUACUGCGAGUGCCCACACGGACGCACUGGUCUGCUGUGUCAUCUGGAUGAUGCGUGCAUCAGUAACCCAUGUCAGAAAGGCUCCAACUGUGACACCAACCCCGUCAAUGGCAUGGCCAUCUGCACCUGCCCUCCUGGCUACACCGGCUCUGCCUGCAACCAGGACAUCGACGAGUGCUCCCUUGGGGCCAAUCCAUGUGAGCAUGGUGGCCGGUGUCUGAACACCAAGGGCUCAUUCCAGUGCAAGUGCCUCCAAGGUUAUGAAGGGCCACGCUGCGAAAUGGACGUGAACGAGUGCAAGUCUAACCCAUGCCAGAACGAUGCCACCUGCCUUGAUCAGAUUGGUGGUUUUCACUGCAUUUGUAUGCCAGGGUAUGAAGGCGUGUUUUGCCAGAUCAAUACAGAUGACUGCGCCUCCCAGCCUUGUCUUAACAAUGGCAAAUGCAUCGACAAGAUCAACACUUUCCACUGCGAGUGUCCUAAAGGAUUCUCUGGGAGCCUGUGCCAAGUGGAUGUAGACGAGUGUGCAAGCACGCCAUGCCAGAAUGGAGCCAAGUGCACUGACGGGCCAAACAAAUACACCUGCGAGUGCAAAGAAGGUUUUACAGGCUCUAUGUGUGAGAUAGAUAUAAACGAGUGUGCCUCAAACCCAUGCCACUACGGAGUGUGUAAGGACGGUGUGGCUUCAUUCACAUGCGCGUGUCGCCCCGGAUAUGCUGGCCGUCUGUGUGAGAUCAACAUCAAUGAGUGUUUGAGUCAACCGUGCCGUAAUGGGGGUACCUGCCUAGACCGGGAGAACUCGUACACCUGCAGCUGCCCUAAAGGAACAACAGGUCGGAACUGUGAGAUCAAUGUGGAUGACUGCAAAAGUAACCCAUGUGACUCUGGCAAAUGUAUCGACAAGAUCAACGGAUAUGAGUGCCUGUGUGAGCCUGGAUACACAGGCGCGACAUGUAACAUUAACAUAGAUGACUGCGUGCCGAACCCAUGCCGUAACGGUGGCACCUGUGUGGACGGCGUGAACUCGUUCACUUGCCUCUGCCCUGAAGGCUUCCAUGACUCCAUGUGCCUUUCACAGCGUGAUGAGUGUGCCAGCAACCCCUGCAUCCAUGGCAACUGUCAGCACCAGGCCAAUACCUAUGUGUGCGUGUGUGAGCCGGGCUGGACGGGCCGCAAUUGUGACCUGAACGUGAACGAGUGUUUGUCCAACCCGUGUGUAAAUGGUGGAACAUGCCGAGACAUGACCAAUGGCUACAUCUGCAGCUGCAAAGCAGGAUUCACAGGUCCUAAUUGCCAGACUAACAUCAACGAGUGUGCAUCCAACCCCUGCCUGAACCAGGGCACCUGUAUUGAUGAUGUAGCUGGAUACAAGUGCAACUGCUUGCUGCCGUAUACAGGUGAGCUGUGUGAGAGUGUGUUAGCGCCCUGCUCUGCACGCCCAUGUAAGAACAGAGGUGUGUGUCGUGAGUCUGAGGACUACCAGAGCUUCUCCUGUGCUUGCCCAACUGGCUGGCAAGGUCAGACAUGUGAAGUGGACAUCAACGAAUGUGUGAAGUCCCCAUGCCGUAAUGGCGGCGUGUGCGUGAACUCAAUGGGUGGUUUCCAAUGCCGAUGUAACCCAGGAUUCACAGGAGACCUGUGUGAGACUGACAUUGACGACUGCACUCCUAACCCCUGCAGCAACGGUGGUGUGUGUGUGGACCGUGUGAAUGGCUUCACAUGUGUGUGUGUGGCUGGAUUUCGUGGUGAACGUUGCACUGAGGACAUCGAUGAGUGUGUGAGUGCCCCCUGCCGCAAUGGGGGGAACUGCACAGACUGCGUGAACAGCUAUACCUGCAGCUGCCCAGCUGGAUUCAGCGGCAUCAACUGUGAGAUCAACACACCUGACUGCACUGAGAGCUCCUGCUUCAACGGUGGUACAUGUGUGGAUGGGAUUAACUCAUUCUCAUGCGUCUGUCUGCCCGGGUUCACGGGCAGCUACUGCCAGCAUGACGUAAACGAGUGUGACUCAGGACCAUGCCUUAACGGCGGCACAUGCCAAGACGGCUACGGCACCUACAAAUGCACCUGCCCACAUGGCUACACGGGCACCAACUGCCAGAGCCUGGUGCGCUGGUGUGAUUCAUCUCCCUGUAAAAAUGGGGGCUCAUGUUGGCAACAGGGUUCUUCCUUUACAUGUCAGUGUGCCAGUGGCUGGACUGGCAUCUACUGCGAUGUGCCCAGCGUCAGCUGUGAGGUCGCCGCUCAGCAGCAAGGUGUAUCUGUGGCAGUUCUGUGCCGUAACGGAGGCCAGUGUGUAGAUGCAGGCAGCACACAUCUGUGCCGGUGCCAGGCAGGCUACAUGGGCAGCUACUGCCAGGAGCAGGUGGACGAGUGUGUGCCAAACCCAUGUCACAAUGGUGCAACCUGUACCGAUUACCUGGGUGGAUACACCUGCGAGUGUGUGGCGGGAUACCAUGGGGUAAACUGCAGCAAGGAGAUAAACGAGUGUGCGUCUCAGCCUUGUCAGAAUGGAGGCACCUGCAUCGACCUCGUCAAUACCUACAAGUGCUCCUGCCCUCGAGGAACUCAAGGUGUUCACUGUGAAAUCGAUGUGGAUGAUUGUUCCCCGGAUGUGGAUCCUGAGACUGGCGAGCCACGUUGUUUUAAUGGUGGGCGCUGUGUGGACCGGGUGGGUGGCUAUGGGUGUGUUUGCCCUCCAGGCUAUGUGGGUGAGCGAUGCGAGGGUGACGUGAAUGAGUGCUUGUCUGACCCCUGCGACCCGAACGGAUCCUACAACUGCGUCCAGCUGGUUAACAGCUACCGCUGUGAAUGCCGCACAGGGUAUACAGGCCAGCGCUGUGACACUGUGUUUGACGGCUGUAAGGAUAAGCCCUGUAAAAAUGGUGGAACCUGUGCAGUCGCGAGCAACACCAAACAUGGAUACAUCUGCAAAUGCCCACCUGGUUUUUCAGGCUCAUCUUGUGAGUACGACUCAAGCUCAUGUGGCCCCCUGCGCUGCCGCCACGGUGCUACCUGUGUCGCGGGCCCACGCUGCCUUUGCCCACCAGGUUACAGUGGACCCGAGUGCCAGACACGCCUUGAUUCUCCAUGUGCUUCCAACCCAUGCUACAAUGGUGGCACGUGCCAGGCAUCUGCAGAGGCCCCAUUCUUCCACUGCCUGUGCCCAUCACACUUCAACGGCCUCUUCUGCCACAUCCUGGACUAUUCGUUCAACGGGGGCCGGGGUCUGGACAUCACCCCUCCCCCAGCUGAAUCAGAAGAGGCAGAGCCAGGUUGCGAGGUGCCACAGUGUGAGCAGCGAGGCGGUGACGGUGUGUGUGAUGCAGCAUGUAACAGUCACGCAUGCGGCUGGGACGGCGGCGACUGUUCGCUCAAUUUUGAUGACCCCUGGCACGAGUGCAGUGCUGCCCUGCAGUGUUGGAGGUACUUCAACGAUGGCAAGUGCGACAUGCAAUGUCAUAGUGCUGGCUGUCUCUACGAUGGCUUUGACUGCCACCAGCUCGAGGGCCAGUGCAAUCCCUUGUAUGAUCAGUACUGUAAGGACCACUACUCGGACGGCCACUGCGAUCAGGGCUGCAAUAGUGCUGAGUGUGGCUGGGAUGGGUUGGACUGUGCUGAGGAUGUACCACAGCGUCUGGCAUCCGGCAUCCUGGUGCUUGUGGUGCACUUGCCACCCACUGAGCUGCUCAACAGAUCUUCCUCCUUCCUCCGCCAGCUUAGUGCCCUGUUGCGCACCAAUGUCGCCCUCAAGCGCCAUGCCACCACAGGCGAGCCUCUAGUCUACCCAUACUACGGCACUGAACAUGAGCUGAGCAAACACACACGUACCGCCCAUGAGUGGAGCACAAAUCCUGGUCCCCUGCUGCAGCGCACUGCUAGGAGCCUGUCAGCGUUGCUCAAGCCCCGCCAUCGACGAGAGCUGGACAGCAUGGAGAUUAAAGGCUCCAUUGUAUAUCUGGAGAUUGAUAACCGGCAAUGUUACCAGCAGUCAGAAGAGUGUUUUCAGAGUGCAACAGAUGUGGCUGCAUUCCUGGGAGCACUGGCCUCCAGUGGCAAUCUCAAUGUUCCCUACAUUAUAGAGGCUGUUACAAGUGAGAAUGAGGCCCCUGGCCGUGGAGAGAUGUACCCCAUGUUUUUGGCUCUCCUGGUCCUGGCUGUGUUGGUCCUGGCUGCAGUUGGAGUUGUGCUGUCACGCAAGCGGAAGCGAGAGCAUGGCCAGCUCUGGUUCCCUGAGGGCUUUAAAGUGACUGAAACCAAAAAGAAACGCAGAGAACCUGUGGGAGAGGACUCAGUUGGACUUAAGCCUCUGAAGAACUCUGAUAGCACUCUGAUGGACGAGCAGCUGAGUGAGUGGGCAGAGGAAGACCACUGCAAACGCUUCAGGUUUGAUGACCACACCACACCAGAUAUAGGUAUCCAGCCAGAUCCACGUCAGUGGACUCAGCAGCAUCUCGACGCGGCCGACUUGCGCCUGACCUCGAUAGCUCCUACACCACCGCGGGCAGACACAGACACUGACUGCGUAGAUGUGAACGUACUUGGCCCCGAUGGCCUGACACCUCUGAUGAUCGCCUCAUGCAGUGGUGAGGCUGGUGAGGAGGAGGAGGGGGAGGAAGGCGUCAUUGCCAACUUCCUCUGGCAUGGCGCCGAUCCACACCAGCGUACAGAGCGUGCAGGUGAGACGGCACUGCACCUGGCUGCCCGUUAUGCCCGAUCUGAUGCCGCCAAGCGCCUUCUAGAGUCUGGGGCAGAUGCCAAUGCACAGGACCAUGCAGGACGAACACCACUACAUGCUGCUGUGGCUGCCGAUGCACAAGGAGUCUUCCAGAUCCUAAUUCGGAAUCGGGCUACAGAUCUGGACGCGCGCAUGAACGAUGGCACGACGCCACUCAUCCUGGCCACACGCCUAGCAGUGGAGGGCAUGGUUGAGGAGCUCAUCAACUGCCAUGCUGAUGCCAAUGCCAUUGAUGACUCUGGAAAGUCUGCUCUCCAUUGGGCCGCUGCUGUCAACAAUGUUGAGGCUGCUGUAGUGCUUCUGAAGAAUGGAGCCAACAAGGAUCUGCAGAACAACAAGGAGGAAACGCCCCUCUUCUUGGCAGCACGUGAGGGCAGCUACGAGACGGCAAAGCUCCUCCUCGACCACCUGGCCAAUCGUGACAUUACAGAUCACCUGGAUCAGCUGCCACGUGACAUUGCCAAUGAGCGUAUGCACCAUGAUAUUGUGCGCCUGCUGGAAGAAUAUAACCUGGUUCAGACCCCUCCCACUCUCACUCAUUCACCCCCAAUCUGCUCGCCCGAGGCUUUCCUGGGCAUCAGAACUAGCCCGGGUGGCACAAAUAACACGAAUAAUGUAAAGAAACCCCGCAAACCUGGAGGAAAGGAGGGAGGAAAGGAGAUGAAGAUGAAAAAGAAAAAGAACGGAGACACAAACAUCCUCUCUCCAGUGGAAUCAGAUGUCUCCUCACCCCCAAUGAUUACAUCACCCUUCCAACAGUCUCCACCUAUCACCCAUCACUUGCAAGGGUUGGCUGACUCCCAAAUGGGCGGGGCUCGCCUGGGAAUGGCAAAGCCAUUUGAUUCAGCUCCUCCACGCUUGUCUCACCUCGGAUUGGCUAAUAAUGGAGGUGGAGCCCAAACAGGGCCAUGUGAUUGGCUGGCAAGGGCACAGCAGCAGCAGCAACAAGGGGCAUUUUCAGCUAUAAUGCCAACGAUGCACCACGGCGCUAAUUUGCCGCAAGUGAUGGGUUAUCCCACAAUGCAAAGCAGCCACCUGGGCACAGCAGCUCACCUGCUGUCUAACCACAUGCAUCAAAACCAUCUGCAGCACCGAAACUCAAACUCCGCCCCCAAUCAUGGCCUCUCUCACCACUUCCUUGGUGACAUAAGCGGGACAGAACUUCAGUCCAACUCAAUUCAAACCAUGCUGCCACAGGAGACGCAGCGCCUGCCCCAGUCUAUGUCCAGCACCCAGUUUCUGACUCCUCCUUCUCAGCACAGUUACUCCGCCCCUAUGGACAACACGCCAAAUCACCAGCCACAGGUCCCUGAUCAUCCCUUCCUGACUCCAUCCCCUGGCUCUCCUGACCAAUGGUCUAGCUGCUCUCCACAUUCCAACUUAUCUGACUGGUCAGAGGGAAUCUCGAGCCCACCCACCAGCAUUCAUAUGAAUCACAUCCCCGAAGCAUUCAAGUAAUAAUGACAGCAAAGGAGGACAGCGAUAAAUGACUCUACUGCCAAAACUUUUUGACUACUUUAUACUAAUUAUACUUUAUUCCCUAAACUGCUUAUUUUUUAUUUAUUUAUGUGCUUUUGGACUACAUAUAUAAAAGAUCUUUUUUAUUUAUGCAUUUUAUUUGUAUUUUAUCAGUAAGCUGCUCAGAAAAAAAACUGAACUACUGUCUGCUGAGCAAAUAUAAGAUUUCAUGUUCAUGUUAAAUGCUUUGACCUUUUUAAUAGAUAUUUUUUGAGAUUCAGUAUUAAGUAAACUUGAUGUAAUCUUUUAAAACCAAGCUUUAGAUGUCUGUAAACAUCUGCAGAAAGAGUCUUAAAGUGUGAGAGACACAGAUUUUUGAAUGUUUAACAAAGGUUCUGGUCAUAUGACGCAUCCUUCUCGCUUACACACACACUUAAAGACUGGAUUAUGAUAUUUUGUAAUGACUCAAUAAUGUUACAAAGCUGAAUAAUGUCUGUGAAUGACAAACAUUAAAGUUCUCUAUUUGAAAAGUCUUGGAAUGGACAGAAUGGACAUUUUCCUUUUUGAGCACGCAGUUUGCUGUGCAAAACAGUGUGUAUAGUUUGUCUUAUGUUGUGUAGUCACUGCUGUGUUGACUUUUCGCAGCACCUGAGUUGAGGUCAGGUGGAGUUUCUGUGUAUGUAGCAAAGUGAUUUAUUUAUUCCUUUAAGUAGAUACGUGUCUGCCUUUUACAACCAUCACAAAACUGUUAUGUAAAAUUGUAAAAGUUAGAAUUUUUAUCGUUUUGUAAUUUCACACUGGAGCUGAGUAUGCAACUUUCAGGCUGGUUGUCAGAGGCUAGAUACCCUAUAAUAUGUACUAGAUAUGUAGAAAGGUGUGUGCGUCUGUGUAAGACAAAGAAUGUACACAGUUGUGUAUGUGUUGCACUGUGAUGACAUCAUUCGUGGUUGUGUAAAGCAGCCGGUGGGUGUCUGACAUGUUAAGUUUUAUAAACACUGAUCAAAUGUUUUACUACUGACAGAAUAAUGAUAUAUGCAUUUGUAGACUGUGAGAAGAAAUAAUUUUGUCCAAUGAUAUGUAAAAUAUUUUUCUUGAAACAAUAAAACAUUUUGCUUUUACAA